AUGGAAAUAACCAAGAAAUCUAGGAUGAGGGACGCCGUCCUUGUGCUCUUACUGGCUGUUCUUCAGGGAUUUCGACUAGUAGACGCUUUUCCAAACCCAUCACCUCUCCUGGGAUCCAACUGGGGGAAUCCGAGAAGAUACGUACACCUGCAGACGUCUUCAGACGUGAACAAUUUCUACCUUGAGAUCAGUUUAAAUGGCCACUUGCGCAAAACCACACUUCGAAGCUCAUACAGUAAGUUCUUAUUACGUUAUUGGCGUUUGUUUUAAUUGAAAUUUGGUUUUAAUUAUUUGGCUUUAAUCUGCUUCUAUAGGCUAACACAAUUCAUUUCGUCAACAGGUGUGAUUUUAUUGAAGGCGGAAACAAGAGAUCGCGUGGCGAUACUUGGAGUCAAAAGUAACCGCUACCUGUGCAUGGAUGCCCUGGGAAACCCUUUCAGCUCUGUAAGUAAAUGCCAAUUUGUAUUACCCAUUGGAUUAAAAUACAUGUUUUCACAUUUUGAAUAAUACUCGUGAGAGAAGUUUCCUCAUUUGAGCUCUUUCUGUCACAUGCCUAACAAAAAUGCGCUUUUACGCACGGAUUUCAGACCACUUUAUCUAAACAUACAGCCGAUAUAAUAUCAAUUUUUUACAUUGGUCGAAGUGUUCUUGUGUUUAGUACUUCAGUAACACUUUGACAAUUAAGUUAAUUGAUGUACGUUUCUAAAUGGUCAGUUUGAGUAAAUUAAUACAUGUAUCUGUUUACAGACUGUUUGCCACAAGGAAGACUGUCUUUUUAACCACAAGCUUUUGGAAAACCACCGCAACGUGUACUACUCUUGCAGAACUGGUAUUCUGCUCAACUUGGAAGGGAUAAAGCAAGUGUACACGGUGGGUCAGAAUCUACCACAAACCUCCCUCUUCUUGUCGGAGAAGAACACUGUGCCCCUGGAGCGCCUCUUGCACCGGGAGAAGAGACACCGGGUGGUUGACCCUUCUGAUCCGUACAACAUUCUGGGUAAAACGGAGGAGGAUGAGGACUCCCGGGCUAUGCAGGAGCUGGAUGACAUCUUGGAGAUGGACCAGGAGACUGAACUCCCCGAGGGACGCAACAUCUCCCGGGAGACCCCUCAGUCUCUCUCCGACGACCCGUGGAACGUGCAUUCCCUAAACCCCCCUCCCAGCCCCCGUAUCAUGAAUGGAAUGAUGGGAUAA
This is a messenger RNA of Coregonus sp. 'balchen', 1194 nucleotides long. NCBI's taxonomy places the organism in Eukaryota, Metazoa, Chordata, Actinopteri, Salmoniformes, Salmonidae. The record is from the annotation of a GenBank genome assembly.